AUGGGUUUCCCAUCUUUCGCGGCAUCAAACGCCGUCAUAUACGUCACUUAUGGCGCUUUCCUAAUCAUGGGAACUGGAAUCGCUUGGAAGAUGAGAAACCAGUCCAAGGCCGACUUUCUCUCUGGCAAUGGAACUCAGACGGCCUUUCCUCUGGCCCUCAACUUCAUCGCUUCCGCACUCGGUUCCGGUAUUCUCUUCUCGUACCCCGAGCUGGCCACAAUCUCUGGUGUGCAGGGCAUGAUGGUGUACGCUCUUGCGUCCUCGCUUCCUAUGCUCAUCUUUGGCUACCUUGGUCCUAUCAUCCGACGCCGAUGCCCCGAAGGCUUCGUCCUCACUGAGUGGACUCGACAGCGAUAUGGCGUUAUCACUAUGCUGUACUUGAGCUUCAUGUCAAUGGUAACUCUAUUCCUAUACAUGGUCUCCGAGCUCUCCGCUAUCGGCCAGGUGGUUCAAGCCUUGACCGGCCUCGACCCCCUUCCGGUCAUGAUUGUUCAGUGUGUUAUCACUACCAUCUAUACCUCCCUUGGUGGGUUUAGGAUCUCCUUCAUUACAGAUGUUGUUCAAGGUACCAUGGUUAUUGGCCUUGUCAUCAUCGCUGCCAUCACUAUUGGUGCCAAGACUGAGAUCCAGCGACCUCUCAUCGACGAGUCCGGUCUUACCAAGCCCAACCUUCUCGGCUGGCAGCUUCUCUACAUCCUUCCUGUUGCCGUUCUGACCAACGACUUCUUCCUUUCGUCUUUCUGGCUGCGAACCUUUGCUUCCAAGACUGAUAAGGAUCUCCGAAUUGGAACCACUAUUGCCACGAUUGUCAUCCUGUGCGUUCUUACCCUCGUUGGUUCCACUGGUCUCAUCGCUGUUUGGUCAGGAGCCUUGCCUCUUGAAGACAGUGCCGGUUCUGGCUCAGUUGCCUUCUUCGUCCUUCUCGAGACCCUCCCCAGCUGGGUCGUUGGCAUUGUUCUCGUCAUGGUUGUCACCAUGAGCACAGCUGCCUUUGACAGUCUUCAGUCUGCCAUGGUCUCGUCAGGCUCCAACGAUCUGUUCCGUAACAAGCUCAACAUCUGGUACAUCCGAGCCAUUGUGGUGCUCAUCAUCAUUCCCGUCAUUGCCAUUGCUCUCAAGGCCCCGUCUGUUCUUCAGAUCUGGCUCAUCACCGAUCUCAUCUCUGCUGCCACUAUUCCCGUCCUUGUGAUCGGUCUUGUUGACAAGUUCUACUGGUGGCACGGCUUUGAGGUUGUUGUAGGAGGUCUUGGUGGUAUUUUGACCGUCUUCAUCUUCGGUUGUGUUUACUAUGGAAACGCCCAGGAGGCUGGAGAACUCCUCCUUGUGCAGAAGGGUCUGUACGGCAAUGAUUGGAGUGCAUUUGGCGCCUUUGUCGCUGCACCUGUUGGUAGUCUUCUUUGGGGCUUAGGGGCUAUGGUUGUUCGCAUUACUUUCCAGUAUGUGUAUGCCAAGGUCCGCGGACAUCGCUUUGAUGCUCUGGACCGUCCCCUGAAUCUGCGUCCCGCCAGCAGGGAUGAUGAUACCCCUUCUGAGAACCUUGUGUCUCAGACCACAGGCAAGUUCUUCUAA
This is a messenger RNA of Fusarium poae, 1569 nucleotides long. RefSeq lists its product as uncharacterized. Lineage: Eukaryota; Fungi; Ascomycota; Sordariomycetes; Hypocreales; Nectriaceae. Gene Ontology annotation, biological process: transmembrane transport. Bases 1 to 1569 code for a protein of 522 amino acids. Gene Ontology annotation, cellular component: membrane. The transcript has 5 exons. The record is from RefSeq and is a predicted model, not a curated record. Gene Ontology annotation, molecular function: transmembrane transporter activity.